AUGAUAUCAGCCACUCACGCCGAUACCAGACGUCCCCGUCGCACAACCGCUACGGAUAGAUACAGUGCUACGGGAGGGGGUAGGGGUGGUGGGGGGGGGGGGGGGGGGGGGGGGGUGGGGGGGGGGGGGGGGGGGGUGGGGGGGGGGGGGGUGGGGGGGGGGAGGCUAAAUCUUCGUGACUCUCCGAACAAUGAUGUGUGUGCAGGAGAAGUAUCCGCAAAAACUUUCCGGAAUCUAUAA
Molecule: messenger RNA, 240 nt
Organism: Dicrocoelium dendriticum
Lineage: Eukaryota; Metazoa; Platyhelminthes; Trematoda; Plagiorchiida; Dicrocoeliidae
Source: the annotation of a GenBank genome assembly